AUGAAAGCAUGCUUGCAUUGGCCGCCCAACCGCAGUCCGCAGGCCGAAUCCUCCUGCAGUACACAGCGGUUCGCUAUCGUCGAAAGCCCGCGUUGGCUCGGAACGGCCAAAAGCAAACUUUUCCGCGUACCGGAGCGCCACCAGCAAGUGGAGGAAGAAGUGGCCGAGCUCAAGCGGCUGCACAAUGUCUAUCACACCCAGAUGAAGGCGGUGCGGCGAUUCCUGAUCGAUGAGGUCGAAGCUUCCAAGUUGGUGUCCCGUGCCGGAAUGGUUAUCCAAACGCCCGAGGAGGAAGCUUCCGAAUGGGAACAGAUCCAACGGAUCAACGAAGAAUGGAACCGGAAGAUUGGUGAGGUUCGCGAGAAGCGGCUUGCCGACGAACGGGAACAGAGGAAGAAUUACAUCCUGGAACGGCUGGUUGCCAAGGAGCAGAGAGAUCAGGAAAAUCGCGAACGAGUCGAGGAACGGGUCCGAUUGGAGAAAGAAUUGGCCAGAAACUACAUUACUAGGGAUAAUAUCGACAAGGCGAUUGAAAUGGCUCUAGUGCAACCAAUGAGUUACAACUUUUCGAUUGAUUUGAGCGGAAAUAUUCGUAGGCUUGGGGAGGAGCAAAACCAGGAGUCCUCAAAUUAGGGGAGUGUUGUAGAUUGUGGCCGUUAGUUGAUUUUAAUAAAGCGAAUGUGAAAAAUACAA
This is a messenger RNA of Aedes aegypti (yellow fever mosquito), 693 nucleotides long. It is a transcript of the gene mRpS26, whose product is annotated as probable 28S ribosomal protein S26, mitochondrial. Lineage: Eukaryota; Metazoa; Arthropoda; Insecta; Diptera; Culicidae. Gene Ontology annotation, cellular component: mitochondrial small ribosomal subunit. The record is from RefSeq and is a predicted model, not a curated record. The coding region runs from base 1 to 633 and encodes 210 amino acids. The transcript is spliced from 3 exons.